Messenger RNA from Rotaria sp. Silwood2, 1338 nucleotides. NCBI's taxonomy places the organism in Eukaryota, Metazoa, Rotifera, Eurotatoria, Philodinida, Philodinidae. The record is from the annotation of a GenBank genome assembly.
AUGGGUCUGAACCGAACAUUGGAGAACGAAGGUUCACAAGAAUUACUCGGUGGUAUUUUUUAUCUCUCUUUAGGGAACUAUCUAUUUCAUGUUGGUACGAGGGUUAUCGUUGAUAAAGGAUAUCAUUCAGGUGGAGCAUCUUAUGUGUUGAGUCGAGAAUCAUUACGACGAUUUUAUGCAGCACAUAAAGAUCCCAAAUCAAAGUGUCGUAAAGAUGGUGGCAGCGAAGAUAUUGAAAUAGCUAGCUGUCUUCGUAUGAACGGUGUCUUGCAAGGCAAAUCACUCGAUAAACAAAAUCGAGAAUUAUUUCAUCCAUCUUCAUUUAUUAACCAUUUUCGGGGUACAGUUGUUGGUCUUGAGGGAUACGCGGAAAAUCCAGUAGGAACUGUAAGUUAAUUGAAGUAAAUUAUUUGAUUAAUUACAUAACGGUGUUUUCCUUUUUAGCGCUACAAUUGUUGUGGUGAUAAAUCAAUAUCAUUUCAUUAUGUUAAUCCUGACGAACAAUAUUUUAUGAACUUUCUACUAUAUAGAGCUCAUCCGAAACGAUGCCAGCUCUAGCAAUACGACGACCAGAUGCGAACGAAGACGGGUCGCUAACGAUGACGCAAACGGCAGUAAAUGGCUAACAUAUGGCCGUAAACAGGCCGUUAAUUGAUGCUUUGGUAUGCAUCGUAUUACAAUCGUAUAUAAUCGUGACAUAAACUGCAUGGCAUGAAAAAACUUAACGUUAACAUAUGCGUCGUAAAAUGACCGUAUCUCUGACGUAUAGGACAGUAUACACUAACGCUUGCCGUCGUAAUAUCAUGCAAAACGGCUAUAUACGACCGUUGCAAGAGAAAAUCAGAAAAUCUCAGCUCUAUCAUCAUGACGAUCGUAAACGACCCAAAAAGACGAAACAAUAUCUUUGCCAAUCAAAAUCCAAUCAAUUGGAUUGACAACUUACCUGAUUUUAAGGUGUUUUGAAAAAGUCCAUUUUUCUGCAAAGGAAUCAUCUAUCUCUAUAUGUAAUGAUCAGUGUGUGUGCCCAGACCACAGAUUGAAGAUCACGGAUCAAGGUCAGGAUAUGAUUGGGUAUAGGAUGCGGUGCAGUGAGAGUGGGCGGAUGAGGGAUGCUGUAGCUGUGAUGCGUGGAUUAGGAGGCGGUGCCGGAAUAAAGGGAUUAUGGGAUGUACUGUGGAGGCGAGGAGCUCUUCCUUGAGGGUGGUGAGAGAGCUGAUUUUGUGGUGAGAGCACUGUGGUACUGGGGUGGGAAGAUGGGGGGGGGGGGGGGAUAAGGGAAGUGUAGUGCAGGGGUGGUGGAAGGUGAUCGAGUGGGGGGGGGCAGUAGGGAGGGGGGGG